Phytomonas sp. Hart1 is the source of this 1890-nucleotide messenger RNA. The record is from the annotation of a GenBank genome assembly. NCBI's taxonomy places the organism in Eukaryota, Euglenozoa, Kinetoplastea, Trypanosomatida, Trypanosomatidae.
AUGAAAAAUCUGAAUUCCCACAGUCUGUUUUGGGAGAUAUUCUCGAUGCAGGAUCUUGGAAGCUAUGUUGGCAACGCGAAGGAGGUGGAUAUCACCCGCUCCUCGCAGUUACUGAGUAGCAUUGCUGGCGCCCAAAUCCAAAGCAUGAAACAACAGGAACAGAUUAGAUUGAUAAUUGAAGAAAAUACACAUCUCAAGAAUGAAAUUACGGCUGUUUCAGGAAGCCACUACGAUUAUGUAAAGGCUGACAAGAUGGCAGUGCUUCAAGGGGAGGUUGAUGCUCUUGAGCGUCGCUAUCAGUUUGAAAAGAUGCGAAAGAAUGACCUCAUGAAGCGUUACCAAAUGACUCGUAUUGAGCUCUUUCAGAGUAGGAAAAAGAAGGGUGGUAUAAAUGUUGAGAAGGAGCAGGCUGAAUCGGUUCAGCGCCAGGUUGAAAUUCUUGAAAAUCGUCUGGAUCAAGCGCUUGGUAAGUUCAAUGAUGCGCUUUCGUACAACAGGGAACUGCGCAACCAGAUAUCUAUCAUUCGUGAGGAACGACGUGUAUUUCAGCGCGUCCAUAAAAAAAUGGAGGAUGACCUUCGUAGUAAGAAGAGUCUCAUGGCGGAAUAUCUUGAACAAACAAAUAAGGACAUGGACGAGCGUGAUGAAUAUUUGCGUCAAGUGGACCAGCUAAGGGAAGCAAUCAUAUUACAACAGGAUGAGAACACUAAGCAACUGCAUGAGUUGGAUCUAGCAAUGCUGGAGAUUAAGUCAAUGCGCGACGAGCAGACCAACCUUCAGCUGGAGCUAGAAGCACGCGAGUAUGAGUUUGAAAAGCAGCUUUUGGAGUCCAACGCAACAGCCAACCGGUCUGAGGUGGGUGCGGGCGCGGGUUCGCGGCGGGGGGGUGGUCCUGACGAGGACAAUCAACCCAGUGAUGAUAUGAACCCGAUGGCGAGUGCGCUACGUGUGGAGCAUGAACAUGGCUCUAUUAAAGAGAUCAUUACGCAGCUCCGUGAGGCACUCCAUGAAGAUGACCCUAAUGUUAUUUACGAAAAGUACCAUCAACUAGGCGAGAAUAAUUAUUCCAUGUAUAGGCUUAUAAACGAUUUGACCGCUUCAAAGGAGGAGUUCAGCAAUGAAAUUCGAGACCUGAAGAACCUCCUCCACGAGGAGCACAAGAGCGAAUCCGAGCACCGCAAGCUGGUGAAACAGUUGGAGGAGAACCUCGCGGCGACCGAGUCCAAGUUGGAGCAAGUCCAGAAUUCCAUAGCCCACAUGCGGGAUGACCUUUCCAUUGUGAUCGCCACCACGGAGAACGUCCACGCGCAGAUCGGCUGCGCCGCCAUGAAGGACAUCACCUUGGUCAAGGAGCAGUCCUGUAAUGAGUCCAGUCUUAUGAACUACCUGGGAGUGAUUGAGGAACGCGUGACGCGGAUCUUGUUCGCCCUGCAGCGCCGCAAGCGUGGCUACAACCCACCCUUAAACAUGGAGGCCACCAUCGGUCCCAAACCCGCCGACACCGACUCCGAGGACAACGCACUUUCGGCCAAGACGGAAAGUCCCUGCUUGGACCUAUUGCCCGCCUUGUCGACGAUUGAGUUUGACAACGAGGAGGCAGACCCGAUUAUGGUGCUCCACAUCGCACCGUCCGCAGUUCACAAUACUUUGACGGCUCAGCAAUUGGUGCGCCCCGCAGACCUACCCAGCGCGAACCUCAUCGCUGAGGAUAGCCUUUUAAGUGGUUUUGAUAAUGAUCAGGUGGUUUCGCAUGAGGAAAUCCGAAACCGCAUGGAGGCGCAAUUGGUGUGUAAGCGCGAACGCGAAGAGCGGGCGCAACGCAAGAAAAAGGAAAUGGUGACUGGAGGUCGCAACUUGAACCGACUUAGUCCAGAAAAAAGAAAUAGGUGA